UUCCAGAGGGGACGGAAUAACUUAAAACUAAGUGGAGCUUGAAACCGUAAUGUAGUGUAUAAAUCAAUUACCUUAUUAAAGGAGGAGUAGGAUGUUUAUUUGAUGUUUUAUGUUUGGUGCGAUAGGUCUGUAUGGCGUACGAAGGUUUACUUAAUUAUGGAAUGUUUAUGGUAAUUGAUGUGAUGCUGUUUUUUUUUUUUUUUUUUUUUUUUUUACUGAACAUGAAUCACGUCGAUUGAAUGUUAGUCGUGUUUGUGCAUUUGAUAUUGUCUGUGUGUUGCACGAUGAUUGCGUUGAUCAAUGAAUGUGUUGAAGAUAUAUAAAGUGACACCUAAUAACUUCGAAUAAUUUGAAGAUGAAUGCGAAUGAGAAAUUUUGACUUGUAAGAAAUGUAAAUAAUUAUAAUUAGCGGUUACUAAUUAAGAUAUGAAAAUGUUUGUGAGUAGCGUUUAUAUACCAUUUCCCUGCAACAUCUCGGUCCACGACAGUUCGUAGGUUGUGUGUGUGUGUGUGUGUGCGUGUGCGUGUGCGUGUGUGUGUGUGUGUGUAUGAAGUUCAACACUGGCACUGUUCUCAUAUACAAUGCCAAACUUUAUUCUUUUUUCAUCUGACAGUUUUCUUACGUUUCUCUGUGAUGUUCAUCGCUGCGUGCCGCCCCAUUAUGUUAUCCAGCAAGACACAAAUGGCAAUAAGCAACCUCACCGAAGCAAGGGCAUGGCUUAUAAAGCUUCCUCGAUACCACAGAAGCCACGAGGUACUGAAGUGGCUUAGCUUCGUGGCUGGUGUCGCGUCAUCAGUUCCGUUGUGGCAGCGGUGCAGUGUAAGAUGAAGUCCCUAAGAAUUAUGAUCCUUGCCUUUAUUGCAGAUAUGCAAAUGUCAUACGCGUCCAACUCCACCCAAAACCAAAGUUGCUCCUGUACAGAGAACAUGCCAGUGUGCGGCGUACGUGGCGGCGGUGCAGCUGCUCUUCAGAAGAUCGCGGGAGGCAGCAUAGCGAUAAAACACGAAUUCCCGUGGCAGGCAGCACUGUUGGAUAAAAAGAAAAAGUUGCUAUGCGGCGCCGUGGUAAUCAGGCAGGAGUGGGUGGCGUCUGCUAGUCACUGUCUGCAAGGUUACAAGCCACACGAGAUCACGGUAGUAGCGGGCGAACACCACCUGCUGAAAGACGAGGGGGUGGAGCAGCGUGUGGUGGGGCAGGAGAUAUUUGUACACCCACAAUACGUAGCUGUCACUGAGGAGAACGACAUUGGCCUCAUCCAUUUAGCACAGGCUCUGCGUUUCGAUGGGAAGACCGUCAUGCCUAUCUGCAUGCCUACUCCGGACCACCUCACAGAUGGUUAUCCUCACACUAGCUGCGUAGUGACGGGCUGGGGCUCCGAGAAGGAGGGCGGUGAUAAAUCUAAUGUCCUUCUCAAAGUUGUGGUGCCGCUCAUCAGCGACGAGAAAUGUCGAGACUGUUUUCUUAAGGAACACAGAAAAGUUACCGACCAAAUGUUAUGUGCAGGAUAUCCGCAAGGCGGCAAGGACUCGUGUCAGGCUGACUCUGGCGGGCCUCUCGCCUGCCGCAAAGAAGGCAACGUGUACUUCCUAGCCGGCUUGGUGUCGUGGGGGAAGGGCUGUGCGGAGCCUAACCUACCAGGCGUCUACACUGAGGUGGCUCACUACCUUAGCUGGAUGAACGCCAUCAUAAAUGGGUAAGACUGCUGUAGUACAGUCGGCCAUGCAAACUCACUUCCACCACAGCGGCCGCGCAAGAGUUAAGAGAUUUGACAACAGCGGCGUCACCACUAGUACCUACAGGUCUCCAGAGCUUCCCCAAAGACGAUGCCCAGCGCCGCCAUCUAAGGGAAUGGAAGACGGAGCAGGGCACUGCUGAACGAACUCCAUUCAUGAUCCAAGUUUUUAUUACACUCCCAUAACUUCCAGAGAAAUGAUGGCGUCAGCAGUGAGGGAAUAUCAAGACGUGUGUCUCAGUUAAGUUCCCCUUGCUGGCACUGUUGCUGCCGCUGCUUCUGCUGCUACUGCUGGUACUGCUGCUGUUGCUUCUGCUGCUACUGCUGCUGCUGCUGCUGCUGCUGCUGCUGCUACUGUUACGGCAGCCGCCGCUGCUUUUGGUGAUGCUGCAUCCGCCGCCGCCACCACCGCUGCUGCUGCUACUGCUGCUGUUACACGGAAAGUUCAUAAUAAUGUGGCAAGUUAGCAUGAAGUUUCGUCAGAUAAUUUUUCUGAGGCGCUGAUUCCACUUGUGAACUUGAUACAAAUGCCUGGUCAUCCCAGAGAGGUUUUCAUUUUUUUUUUUUUUUUUUUUCCACAAUCACAAUUCAAAACAACGUCUGGUCAGCCACUUCGACAACUUGCGUUCGGCAGGCCGAGAAGAUCGGUAAUGUUUCUUCCUCCAUGCCGAGUUGAUGCUUCAUCUUCAGGAACAAGUUUUCUGUGUGAUGAUGCGACAUCUUUGAAUUCAUACUGUUGCCGACGCCACCACCAGGUGGCACCACUAUAGCACUCAGUGCCAAGAAGGCAUUUACCUUUUAUAAUUAAACGUGUGUGUGUGUGUGUGUGUGUGUGUGUGUGUGUGUGUGUGUGUGUGUGAAAAUUUCAGAUUUAAUAUUUCUUACAAAAAUAUGCACGUUCAUGUCUUAAAAUUAUGUAAGAGAAUUGAUAAGAUGUGCAACAAUAAACACUCGUAAAGAAUCAAGUAACAGCGCUGUCAAGUAGUGUAAGACUGGGUGCAAGGUUUACAAUUGAUCUUUCUUCAUUGCUGUGGUGUAGGUGCUUGCUCCUCCUUCUCCUCCUCCUUUUCCUACAACAACAACAACAACAACAACUACUACUACUACUACUACUACUACUACUACUACUACUACUAUUACUACUAUUAAUAAUAAUAAUAAAUAAUAAUAAUAAUAAUAAUAAUAAUAAUAAUAAUAAUAAUAAUAAUAAUAAUAAUAAUAUUGUCGCUAUCACUAUUGCUACUACUACAACUACUUUUACUGUACUACUACUACCGCUACUGUUGCUAACACUACUUCCUUUAAUUCAGUAGCGGAGAUGAUUAGUAACACUGGUGGUAGUAGUAGUACUAGCAACAGCAGCAACAGCAGCAGUAUCAAUUCCUUGCAGCGAGCCUCAUCGUUACAUAUGGCACCAAAUCAGUCACAAAUGCAAUGCUUUCUCGUUUCAGGCAAGUUUUCUAAUCCUCACCGAUAGCAAGCAAUCAAAUUUCGUAUCUGUCCCUCCAAGCACAGGAGUGUUACUUCAUUUACACAUUUAAGGAACAACAACUACGUACGUGUAACCCUCACCCACAGCAACUAAAAUCACGAAUUACUUCCUCAUUUUCUGCAGUACUUCUUCGAAUACUGAAAUGAAUCUGUCCGUAUGUAAGAUAAUAGAAAAUUUCUCUGAAAUAUUAACCUUUGGCAACUCUCAGCACUUAAGCGCACACGUCCUGCCGGCUGGCACAACCACCACUUGCCGUCUCCUCCCUUGACCGUGCAGAGCGAGCGUCAGGGCCCAGCAGACUAAGCACGUUGGGAGCCGCGGCCACAACCAACCCACGACCUCGCUGAUUAACUAAAGCAAGCAUCGUGUGGCAGUGCCGGCACCGCCAACACGAGUGACAAACGCCCCCGCAUCAUUCUAACUCCAGCAGCAACAGUGACGCUCACCUAGACGGUGGUGAUCAGAGCCUUGCCAAUACCUUCCUGCCGGGGGACUUCACCAAGAUCAUGGAAUACGAUGAAUAUAAAUAUUCCAACUACUCGUACACAGAUAGCUGGGAAGAGGAGGAUUACCAUUAUUCACCACCUUUGAUCAGGACCGUGCUGAUGAGUCUGGCGACAGCUAUCGCGCUGCUGGCUAACGUCCUCUUGCUGGUGGUGCUGUGCAGCGCUCCGUCACUCCUCAACACCACAUCCAAUGUUAUCUUCCUACAACGUGCCAUCGCCGACUUGUUUUCUUCAAUCGCAAUGGUAUUCUUCACCGUUGGAACAACAGGAGUCGACAUUAUUGUGACAGGCACGUGCAUCACGUUCAGUGUCAUAAUACACGUGGGAACGGUGGCCAGCAUUGAGUUCUUGAUGGCGUUUGCUAUGGACAGCUACUUGGCAGCAUACCCUCAGCACCACCCACCCCCUUCCCGGCGCAAGACGAUGCGGAUGACUUCCGCGCUGGCCUGGGUCUUGGCCGCUGCUGCAGGAAUUGCCGCUAUUGUCUUCACCGAAGCGUCGGGGAGAAUGUGUUUCUUAGGGCCGUUCUUUCAGAGUUGGAACGUUUAUAUUAAGGCACUAGAACUGGUUGUCAUGUUCUUGGUACCGUUAACAGUGACGUGGGUGUUUGUGAGUAUGGCACUCCUGCCUCUCCCCAACUCGUUUUCCGCCGAAGCAAGAGAGCCGGGUGAGAAAGGCCCAAACCGCAGUCUAAUGCUCGGCCUCACGUCUGCCUUCACUGUAGCGUACUGCCUCUAUUGGAUCUUUGAAAUAGUAAUAUUUUCUGGAUAUUAUGGUAGCUGGCUACUUAACCUUCAUUAUAUUAUAGUGACACUACCCACUUUCAGCGAGGCUGUAAAUCCCAUCCUGGUGAUCUGCCUGACAGAGGAUCUGAGACAGAAGGUGGCUGGCUGGCUGCCGUCUCGCCGCCACUCCACCUCACUGCCACUCGGGGAACUGUGAGUGGCUUGGCGGAUUGCAGCUACUCUGGGCACUGCACCCUUGAUACUUGUUGCUGCCUUGAUCACUGAUUCGUGUCUCCAACCACAAAGGUUCUUCUAAGAAGGCCUGAGUAGCUGUGUAAUGUGUACGAGUUCGAGGGUCAUCUUGGGGCAACAAUGAGAAGCAUAUCAGUCUGGUAGCCUUAGUGUAAGUCGUAGAAUAGUCACACAUUAGUUGCAUGCCAUCACUGGUAAGUUCCGGUGACACAGAGGGUUUCUUGCGGCCUUCACAAAGUAUUAUAUGUAACUUUUUUUUUUUAAAUGCAACCAGACUGAGCUUAUCAAUUGUGUUACAUCUCUUAAACUUACAUUUCCUUACCACUGUAUUCAGAAAUUUGGCUAAUUAAAGUUUGAAACCCAACAGAAUAUUCUUAACAGGCUUAUGAGAUUUAUAUCGCUCGGAAAUAACAAGUAACAUGUGUAGACUCAAGCAUGACAGAGAUGGCAGAAAGGGAGAAACGAGAAAACACGAGCCGGUGCGAUUACCUCAAGUAUUGAUGUAAUACUGGACCAAAUGUUUCACAAGAAAAUAUAUAAAUAAACAAAUUAUUAAACAAAA
Molecule: messenger RNA, 5270 nt
Organism: Scylla paramamosain (green mud crab)
Lineage: Eukaryota; Metazoa; Arthropoda; Malacostraca; Decapoda; Portunidae
Product: trypsin-1-like
Exons: 8
Coding region: 826-1698 (290 amino acids)
Biological process (GO): proteolysis
Molecular function (GO): serine-type endopeptidase activity
Source: RefSeq, a predicted model, not a curated record